Molecule: messenger RNA, 519 nt
Organism: Necator americanus (New World hookworm)
Lineage: Eukaryota; Metazoa; Nematoda; Chromadorea; Rhabditida; Ancylostomatidae
Exons: 1
Coding region: 1-519 (172 amino acids)
Source: RefSeq, a predicted model, not a curated record
AUGAGAAGAUGUGGUCCAACACCAGCUUUGACUAUCUUCGUCGCUUACGCUCCAACAUCAAGCUACGAAGAAGAAGAAGAAGUCGAAGCUUUCUAUAUGGACCUGGAGAAGUUCUACCGAGAUGACCAUGCCUUCUACAAGGUCAUAAUUAGCGAUUUCAACGCUAAAGUUGGCUCAAGAAGAACGCCGGAGGAACUUCACAACGGGACCCACGGCCUACAAUGGAAUGACCAGGGGGAGAGGCUCUCCGAGUUCAUCAUGCCAACUAAGACCAUCCAUGGAAACUUGCAAUUGCAGAAGCCCUCCUCUCUACGCUGGACGUGGGUGGAGGGUACCGUAAUGAAAUACACCACAUCAUCGUCAAUAAAAAUUAUCUACGACUUCUACUCUGAUCUCUUCGACAGCCAUGUCCACUUGCCUCCUCACCAUCUGAGGGAAGACGGACAUGUCAUUCCAGAGGUUCUCCCGUUCGAAAUACAACAUGCUAUCAUCUCGGUAAGAAAUCGUACGAAAUCGUAA